Messenger RNA from Paramormyrops kingsleyae, 2025 nucleotides. RefSeq names its product cyclic nucleotide-gated cation channel-like. Gene Ontology annotation, molecular function: cGMP binding; intracellularly cGMP-activated cation channel activity; intracellularly cAMP-activated cation channel activity. Gene Ontology annotation, biological process: monoatomic cation transmembrane transport. Gene Ontology annotation, cellular component: plasma membrane; intracellular cyclic nucleotide activated cation channel complex. NCBI's taxonomy places the organism in Eukaryota, Metazoa, Chordata, Actinopteri, Osteoglossiformes, Mormyridae. The record is from RefSeq and is a predicted model, not a curated record.
AGGAUGACUGGCCAGGGGCCUGUAGAGGAAAAAGUCCUUUCAUCUCAUCAACUGUCAGUGAAGACACAGUUAAAGGAUGAGACAGAGAGACCAGACAGCACCAUCAGCCGGUUGCAUUCAGUGUGCGAUGACACAUCUUCGGAGCUUCAGCGCAUGGCCACCAUAGAACCUCAAGGUGGCAGAAGGGCCUUGUCACGAUUGGUAAGCCUUGUGGUGAUUUUGAGGGAGUGGGCCCACAAGAGCCUGCUGGAGGAAGAACAAAGGCCCGAUUCGUUUCUGGAGAGGUUCCGUGGGCCGGAGAUAAGGACCGCCCCUAGUCGCAACAGCCAGGCCAAUGACACAGACAGCAAAUGGAAUAUUCUGAGCAAGAUCGUCACAUUUGUUGUGGCGCCCGCUGAUGAUGGAUACUACUAUUGGCUCUUUGUUAUUGCCUCAGCUGUCCUCUACAACUGGGUCCUUCUCGUGGCAAGGGCCUGCUUUGAUGCCCUUCAGACAGAUUGCUAUAUUCUGUGGCUGGUGCUGGAUUACCUUUCAGAUGUUGUAUACAUCCUGGACACCUGUGUUCGAUUACGCACAGGGUUUCUGGAACAGGGCCUGUUGGUGAAAGACCUGUCUAAACUUAGAAAGAGCUACAUCCACACACUGCACUUCAAGCUAGAUGUGAUGUCAAUUCUACCAACUGAUCUUGCUUACAUUGCCACUGGCAUCCACACGCCUCAGCUGCGUUUCAAUCGACUGCUGCGCUUUCCUCGUAUGUUUGAGUUUUUUGACCGCACUGAGACGCGCACUAAUUACCCCAAUAUCUUUCGCAUCUGCAAUCUGAUUCUUUACAUCCUUGUCAUCAUCCACUGGAAUGCCUGCAUCUACUAUGCUAUCUCUAAGUCACUGGGUUUUGGCUCAGACAACUGGGUUUAUCCUAAUCUCACAAACUCAGAAGAAUCACUGUCUCUUAGCUAUAUAUUCUGCUUGUAUUGGUCCACUGUUACUCUCACUACAAUUGGGGACAUGCCACCACCAGCCAGGGAUGAGGAGUAUCUAUUUGUGGUCUUCGAUUUUUUAGUUGGCGUACUGAUCUUUGCCACCAUUGUAGGUAACGUGGGUUCCAUGAUCUCCAACAUGAAUGCCACACGGGCAGAGUUUCAGGCUCGCAUCGAUGCCAUCAAGCAUUACAUGCAAUUCCGAAAGGUCAGCAAAGAUCUGGAGGCACGUGUCAUCAAGUGGUUUGAUUACCUGUGGACUAACAAGAAAGCCGUGGAUGAGGCGGAGGUGCUGAAGAACCUCCCAAACAAGCUGCAGGCAGAAAUCGCCAUAAAUGUGCACUUGGAGACACUGAAAAAAGUGCGCAUUUUCCAAGACUGUGAAGCCGGACUACUUGUGGAAUUAGUCCUCAAGUUGAGACCACAGGUCUUUAGCCCCGGUGACUACAUCUGCCGAAAGGGUGACAUUGGAAAAGAGAUGUACAUCAUAAAAGAGGGUCGCUUAGCAGUCGUGUCAGAUGACGGGGUGACGCAGUUUGCCCUACUGACUGCCGGCAGCUGUUUUGGGGAGAUCAGCAUUCUAAACAUACAGGGUAGCAAGAUGGGCAAUCGUCGGACUGCCAACAUCCGCAGCAUUGGCUACUCUGACCUAUUCUGCCUGUCCAAGGAUGAUCUGAUGGAGGCGGUGGCCGAGUACCCUGAUGCCAAGAAGAUGCUGGAGGACCGCGGUCGAGAAAUUCUGUUGAAAGAGGGGCUGUUGGAUGAGAAUGCUGCAAGGAAGCCAACAGGGGAGGAUGUUGAGGAGAAGGUGGAGCUGCUGCAGAAUUCCCUGGACUCGCUACAGACACGCUUUGCACAGCUGUUGAAUGAGUACACAGCCACGCAGCAGCAACUCAAGCAGCGUAUUACUGUGCUGGAACGGCAGCUCUGUAACAAAGGCUCUUGCUUCAUUUCAGACAGAGAGGGGGACAUUAUCCUCAAUGACAACGUGACAGAUAAAGAACUGGUCAAAGAUGAAGUAGCUGAAGGUAAUGGAAAUGGCCCUUAG